Messenger RNA from Anarrhichthys ocellatus (wolf-eel), 1445 nucleotides. Its product is annotated as probable G-protein coupled receptor 148. The record is from RefSeq and is a predicted model, not a curated record. Gene Ontology annotation, molecular function: olfactory receptor activity; G protein-coupled receptor activity; odorant binding. The coding region runs from base 155 to 1114 and encodes 319 amino acids. The transcript has 2 exons. Gene Ontology annotation, cellular component: membrane. Lineage: Eukaryota; Metazoa; Chordata; Actinopteri; Perciformes; Anarhichadidae. Gene Ontology annotation, biological process: detection of chemical stimulus involved in sensory perception of smell; G protein-coupled receptor signaling pathway.
CUCCAUUGAUUUUUAGAAGCGCAAAGCCUAAUGGACGUGUAACGCAGAGGUUUUUUUCUGUUCUGGACAUAAGAAGCUGCUGGAGGAAGUAGUCAACACACUGUAAAACACACCUCAGUCGGAGCAUCUGUGCCUCCGUAGCUGAAAAGACAAAAUGACGUCAUCGACGCUCAUUUCAAACCUCACACAGGAAUGGGUGGAGAGCCUGCUGAGGUGGCACCUGGAUUUGUUAUCCAUCCCAGCCACAGUCAUCACUCUGGCCACCUUGCUGGCCGACCCCGUUCUCCUAACAUGCAUUUUCCUGUCCCGUGCCCUGCGUCAGGAGACGCGUUACCUGCUGAUGGCCAACACCCUGACGGCGGACAUGCUCUUCCUCGUCCUCAACCUGGCCAUGGUGAUCUGUAACGCCACGAGAGCUCAGAUGUCCUGGCUGGUCUGUCAGCUGAUCACAGCCGUCACCGUCACCACCUACAGCUGUGCCAUCCUCACCAUCACCCUGAUGGUGGUCGACACCUACGCUGCGGUUCGCUGGCCCCUCCGUUACCAUGACCUUCUUCCACCUGCCCGCACCCACCGCAUACUGCUGGGGGUGUGGGUGCUGGCAGCCCUGUACCCUCUCAGCCUGGUGAUCAUGAUGGAGGUGGAGAGGGAAAACUCGCACGAAAGGGUGGCUGUGUGUCUGGUCCUCAUCUCCCUUGGCUUUAUUCAGGUCAAGAACAUAGGGUGGAUCUACGUCUACUUCUUCGUAACUGCGGUCAUGUGUGCCAUACUCAUUUUUGUCUGCUACAUUCGGCUCUACAUGGUAACAAGGACCCAGGGCAUCUGGCAGAGCCGCUUCUCCAGGGCCCGGGUCACACUGCUGGCUCACGGGGUCCUUCUCCUGCUCUACUUUUCCCCCGGCUUUGUUUUCAUCAUGGAGCUCUACCUGUUCCAGAGGAAAGACAUAAGUCAGGAUCUACGAGUGUGGGUCAGCACAGUCAAUAUGUGUGUCUUCAUGUUGCUGCCCAGGGCGUUCGCUCCAUAUCUGUAUGGGCUGAGGUACAGGGAGAUCUCUGACACUCUGAUGCAGUGGCUGCACCAGCACAGGAGACUCAGCCAGACCACAGUUUCAUGAAGACACCUGCAAACUGUCCGUUAUUCAAAUUUCUUUCAUGGAAUUGAUUGUGAUGUACAUAUUUUCAGUUUUCUCAGUUGCCCUCCAAAAAGACAAAGAUGUAACUGCAAGGGCAGUAGUCAGGAUGAGUCAAAAUCCCCCCAGUGCAUUUAUUUUUAUUUUGACUAGCCAUCAAAAACAGAGUCUAUUUAUUACAAUAUAAUGUUCGUUGGUGAAUAUUGUCUAAAUGCUGUUUCAAAACUCUCCCCAAAUUCCAAAUUUGGCCUACAGCUAUCAUAUUUAAGAACACUGAUUGUAAAACACCAUGCGUAAUUUGUGUCUAAAUAUAGAA